GAGGGGCAAUUAGGUAUAAAUAAUAGAUAAACGGUUUGUUUAACUAUGAUCUUUUUUAUCUAACUACACGAUUUAUCAUUUUUUAAUUCACAGGCUCUGAUUUGCUCAUCAUAUCAUACCGCAUCAUACCAAACUACAACAUGGCAACCUCAUCGAUCCUAGCAGCAAAUCUAUUCAAUGUCAAAGGACUCGUAGCUGUCGUCACUGGCGGCGGUAGUGGUAUUGGUCUAAUGAUGGCCCGCGCUCUGGCUCUCAACGGUGCCGAAAGAGUAUACAUUAUCGGCCGCCGAAAAGAAGUUCUUGAAUCCGCCGCAUCAUCCGUAGACACCGGCAAUAUCAUUCCAAUUGUCGGCGAUGUAACCGAUAAAGAAGCAGUAGCUUCCAUCGUCUCGAAGAUCGAGUCCGAAGUAGGAUACAUCAAUGUUUUAGUCGCCAAUUCCGGUAUUGCUGGACCUCAAGCUACAAAACCCAUUACCCCAUCUUCUUCCAUAUCUGAAUUUGCUUCCGCAUGGGGAAGUGCUAGUAUGGAGGAAAUGACUAAGACAUUCGAAUUAAAUACUGUAGCUGUUUUCUCUUGUAUCAUGGCUUUCUUGGAUCUAUUGGAUAAAGGAAAUAAGAAAGGGAAUGUCGAGCAGAAGAGUCAAGUCGUUGCUACCAGUUCUAUUGGCGGUUUAAAUCGAAAAGCCCCUGGUGGAAUCAUCUAUGGUCAAAGUAAAGCUGCGACUACACAUUUGAUGAAGCAAUUAUCUACACAAUUAGCACCGUAUCAGAUUAGGUGUAAUACUAUUGCCCCCGGAUUAUUCCCAUCUGAAAUGGCUAUGGGGCUUAUUGGUGACGGAGUUUUUUCUAAGGAUCAGAUUCCGUUAGAAAGAGCAGGCACGGAGGAGGAAAUGGCAGGAUGUAUCCUCUUUUUGGCAUCAAGAGCUGGUGCUUAUUGUACCCACGCACUUAUUGUGGUUGACGGAGGACGAUUGAGCAUCAUGCCCAGUACUUGGUAGAUCUGAUAAGGAGGAGUGUGCAGGGAACUUAUCAAAGCCUUUUUAACUUAGGCAAAACUUUCGUGGUCUUAUUUUAGAAUGGUAGUAGUGGCACUUGCAGACUAUAACUGGAAUAGGUUAGAAUUUUGUCCUCAGAAAUCUAAAAGAAAGUGGUACAUACCUUAUAAUUCA
Botrytis cinerea B05.10 is the source of this 1169-nucleotide messenger RNA. RefSeq lists its product as hypothetical. The record is from RefSeq and is a predicted model, not a curated record. Bases 141 to 998 code for a protein of 285 amino acids. Gene Ontology annotation, molecular function: oxidoreductase activity. NCBI's taxonomy places the organism in Eukaryota, Fungi, Ascomycota, Leotiomycetes, Helotiales, Sclerotiniaceae. The transcript has 3 exons.